Diachasma alloeum is the source of this 1387-nucleotide messenger RNA. Its product is annotated as hepatitis A virus cellular receptor 1-like. The transcript has a single exon. NCBI's taxonomy places the organism in Eukaryota, Metazoa, Arthropoda, Insecta, Hymenoptera, Braconidae. Gene Ontology annotation, cellular component: extracellular region. Gene Ontology annotation, molecular function: chitin binding. The record is from RefSeq and is a predicted model, not a curated record. The coding region runs from base 1 to 981 and encodes 326 amino acids.
AUGCCAGCAGAGCAAGACAUCUCUGGGUGCGUGGGGAUGUGCCCAGUGGAGAAUAUCAAUAAUGAAGUCCACUUACUGCCACAUCAAAAUUGCUCCCAGUUCUGUUCCUGCAUCCAUGGGACAUCCUACGUAAUCGACUGCCCAAAGGAUUUAUAUUAUUCAGAGGAGGAUCGAGUCUGUACUUUCCAAUCAGAAGCUCAGUGUAAAAUUUCUGGAGAGAGGAGCGAAGCCCCUCCAUCCCCAAAUGCUCUGAGACAAUUUGUAGAUGAUUUGGUGAUCCCACGUGCUGAGAAAGGCAGAUCGAUUUCACUUGUAACACACAUCCCAACACUGACUGUUACGGGUCCACCAACAACUGUAACAGUGAUCCCAACUUCGACAACUACGUGCAUAGUUAUAACUGAAACAACAACCCCAACUUCAACUACAAUCACGUGUCUACCCUCAACUGCAACAGUAACUUCAACCAUAACUGCUACGUGCCUGCCAUCAACUAUAACAGAAACUUCAACCGUAACUGCUACGUGCCUGCCAUCAACUACAACAGAAACUUCAACCGUAACUGCUACGUGCCUGCCUACAACUGUAACAGAAACUGAAACUUCAACUUCGACUGUUAUACCAACUCCAACUGGAACAGUAACUCCAACUAUAACUGUCACUACUAUUCCAACUGAAACAUUCACUUGCACUGAUACUGUGACUAUUACUCCAUCUGGAAAAGUCAUCCCAACAUUGAUUGCUACACCUAUUCUCCCUGUGCCGACAACUGACCCUGAAUUGAGAGGAUGCAUUGGUACCUGCUCGGCAGAGGAUCCAAUUAACGUCAUACACCUGCCCCACGAGCAUUGCAACAAAUUCUGCAAGUGCAGUUACGGCUUACCCCACAUAUUCACGUGUGAUCUGGGUCUUCACUUCAAUCCCAAACUUCAAGUCUGCGACAUACCUUCAAACGCGAACUGUAAGGGAAUUGUAGACUAAUUACUUUCGUCGAGGAAAUCAAUAUUGCUACUUUAUGUGAGAGUAUUAAGUUUUUUGGAAAACAGAUUUCAGGUUUGUACUAAUGCAAGAAAGGAUGAAUCAAUUGACACCGUUUCUGUAUUAUACAGAUUGGCAAUGAUAAUAGCCAUAAUAUUCAUAAUAAUUUUUCAUUUUUUAAAUUAGAAACAAUAACACGAAUGGAUAUAGAGAAAUCUAAUUUUGAAUUUCACAGUAUAAUUGAUUACUUUCAGAAACAAUUUUCUUGGGAUAUCGACCAUUGGAAAUCCAAUUAUCCUGAAUUUCGAACUUGAAUCUAAUAUUAGGGUGAGUGAGCAAGAGCACUCUUCCAACUGAGAUAUAAUUAUUCAAAUACCAAAUUGUUUGCAUUUUUAAUGACGAUUUUGUA